GCCCAGGCUAAGAUUAUCAUCCACUAAAGGAGGACCUCAACAGAUGGUUAAACCACAGAAGAGCCAAGAGAGAAAACCCCCAACAUGUUUCUCUACGCAUAAACCAAGAUCAACUAAAGUGCAGCAAUGUGUCAAAUAAACUAACUCCCAGCCAUGGACGGAAAUAACAUAUCUCUACUACAUCAUUGGAGCAAAUUACUUAUAGUUUUCCUGUAUAUAUGUUUUAUAUUGAUUGCAUCUAAAUUACAACACAAAGAGCAAGACAAAUUGAACCUUCUCACAGAAACCCAGGUUAAGGUCUGGUAUAGCGUGUUGACGCGAAAAGUUUCAAUCACAUACAAUUUUGAAAGGGAUGAAGCAAAUAACAUUUAUUCUAUAUCCUUGGAGAAAACUUUUUUUAAAGGGCCAUUACCAUUGGAUGUUUUUCCGUCAAAUUUGCUUUCCAAAUCUGCCAUUUCCCCUGGCAAUGGCUGUAGUCCCAGAAAGGAUGCCCUCCAAGAUGUCUUCAAGAAAAAGACAACAUCACUUAGAGAUCUGUUUUGUUGGCGAAUACCUAACACCACAAUUAACGACUCCUCUCCUGCCUUUGUGUAUCCGGUUUUAGCUGACACCGAAAGUGUGGGUAUUCAAGAAUCUCACAAUGAAAACCCAGACAAUGUUGCAGCGGAAGCAGAGCAACAUGGUCCUGUGCAAGCUACUGAUGCCACGGAGUAUGAUGUUUAUACACAUCCAGCACUUGCAGACAGGCAAAAUGAACAUAAUGAUGUUAUGCUACAUGCAGAAGGCGCUGUUGGUGGUGAUGAUGCUGUCUCGGCAAACUAUGAUCAUUACGAAAAUGUUGUGGUGGACGUACACGGUCUAGGAUAUCCUAGGGAUGCAAGCCAAAUUGCGCGCCAGGAAUAUUUGCAAACAGAUCCCAUGCAGAGAACGUUAGAGUUUACGGCAGAUGAGCCCGUCAAAAUACUAGUUGGCCGAAAGGAGAGAGAAGAGCCGAUACCGGACAACGAUACUGACCCAGUAGCACAAGGCCGAGAGGACCUUGUUCGAUGUUAUCAUUGCGGAAUUGGUCUUAAGGACUGGAGUGAUGGGGACGAGCCAUUGUUUGAACACACCAGACAUUCUCCUAACUGUCUGUUCCUGAAGGAGUUGUUAAGAGAACAGCUUCUCAACACAAACAGGGAAAAUCUUGAAGAGGCUCAAAGGCCAAUUGAACUUGCCAGCUCACAAGGGAGCGAGACUCGGCCAACCCAGCAGCGCGCAAGAAGAGUAUGGCACCCUGGAAUGACCACCCUGGACCAGCGGUCGGGUACAUUUAAAGAAUGGCCGAGUUCCAACGGUCAGCAACCAGAAACACUUGCAAAUGCUGGCUUUUUCUUCACAGGCCGAGAAGACCUUGUUCGAUGUUAUCUUUGCGGAAUUGGUCUUAAGGACUGGAGUGAUGGGGACGGGCCAUUGUUUGAACACACCAGACAUUCUCCUAACUGUCUGUUCCUGAAGGAUAUGUUAGGAGAACAGCUUCUCAACACAAACAGGGAAAAUCAAAGGCCAAAUGAAACUGCCAGAUCACAAGGGUCCGAGCCUUGCCCAGCACAGCAGCUAAACAGGCAAGUACUGCACCCUGGAAUGACUACCCUGGCCCAGCGGUUGGGUACAUUUAAUGAAUGGCCGCAGUCCACUGGUCAGCAACCAGAAGCACUUGCAGAAGCAGGCCUGUUCUUCACCGGCAUCAAUGACUUGUGUCGGUGUUUCACCUGUGACGGUGGCCUUCAGCGUUGGGAUAGAGAGGACGACCCGGGGGUUGAACAUGCCCGCAGUUCUCCAGACUGCAGAUAUGUGCGCGAGAUGAAGGGGCAGAGGUAUAUCAACAUGGUGCAUCCCGCAGCCCAGCGGGAACAACUUGAGGUAAAAAACGAUUAA
Messenger RNA from Mya arenaria, 1917 nucleotides. RefSeq lists its product as uncharacterized. Gene Ontology annotation, biological process: regulation of cell cycle. The record is from RefSeq and is a predicted model, not a curated record. Bases 154 to 1917 code for a protein of 587 amino acids. Gene Ontology annotation, cellular component: cytoplasm; spindle microtubule; nucleus. Lineage: Eukaryota; Metazoa; Mollusca; Bivalvia; Myida; Myidae. The transcript is spliced from 12 exons.